CAGUUUUUGAGUCAGUGUUAGGAUUGCAUGGUUCAUUAUUACAUAUGAUCAAUUCGACUGUGAGGGUCAAUGAGCUUCAGCGCGUAAUUUCCUGACAGCGCAUAAUGAACACCUGAUAAAAGUCAGUGAAAUGAGUUCGUCUCCUCUGUCGCGGAUUUAUUUCAUACUGACUUGGUUAUUACGUCUCGCCUCGUGUAGACACGAACAUCCACAUCAGGCAAUACCUGUAAUACAUGCUUUACAAGACAUACUGCCAAAGAAUAAUGCUCUGGUCUUGAAUGAGCAUGCAAUAGCAAUUGACACAAUCAAAGAGUCAUCUGUUAUUCGCCUUGAUGGUUCUCCACCAGAGAGUACAGUUACUGAUCUUGAUGAGAGUCGUGGGACUGUUAUAUCGCAGGGCAUAGAGCUUGUAACAUAUGCUGGAGUACACAAUAGACAAGCUCUGGACAAUGAGUCGACGGCAGUGCAUGGUCGAGAAACUACUCUAUCUCCAGAAGAGGAAAACGAUCGUCGUCUAGCAUGGAUAAUCGCUGGAUAUGUUGUCCUCGUACUUGCAGUGAUUGGUGCUUGUGUGGUGUUCUGUUGCCUGUGCCGGCCUAUAAGGGCCAUCUGCGGACGCAUCUGCCCCUGCUGCUGAGGACUUCUGCAGAAGUUUGCAACGGAGGGAACAGCGCCUCACCUGCACUCAGUACUACCCGUUUUGCUUCCUUUCCUUGUGCGAGGCGCUCCAAAUGAAUUACUCUCAUUCACAGUUUCAGUGUUCUUAUUUACACCAAGCACUAAUAAAGGUGCAUGCAAA
Messenger RNA from Schistocerca gregaria, 799 nucleotides. RefSeq lists its product as uncharacterized. The coding region runs from base 131 to 637 and encodes 168 amino acids. The transcript is spliced from 3 exons. The record is from RefSeq and is a predicted model, not a curated record. NCBI's taxonomy places the organism in Eukaryota, Metazoa, Arthropoda, Insecta, Orthoptera, Acrididae.